GCGCUAUAAUUCUCUACAAUAUUUACAAAUAAUCGAGGAGGCCCGCUUACGAUUGGCAAGCGGCUGGAAUUUCACAAUUAUGCUUGCAGUACAGGGUUUUUUUUUUUUGAAAGCCCGCUUGCGCUUGCCUUGAAUUGCCUUGCAGAAACCCAUCUCUGGAAAUUGUAGAAGGAACUGCUCUCAUAUAGAACGCUAGUACUUAGCACUUUAUACUUAACCCGUCUUCUAGAGACCCAACUCUUUCCCCAACACAACAACUUCAUUCAUUAGAAAUGACACUUCUCAACAUUCUCAGCCACCAUUCGUAUACUUAACCUGUACUACCCCGAUUAAGUCGUCGACUUGUGUACGAAGAUCAGUCGCAGUUGCUCUCGAGCCUCAAUUCAGAUCAUUACAACAAUACCUCGUACGCGCACACGGAAAAGUCCUCCGAAAAUGCAUAAGACGGUUUUUGAAAGCUUCAAGAGUGAUCAGGUUACGGAAGAGAUGCUCGAUGAAGCUGCAAAGCUCUUUUCGGAGAAUUACGGCGUUUGGAGUGAGCAUGCGGCAGAGGGAAUGGGAAAGUUUGCUAAAGCGGGUCGUCCCGUUCGGCUAAGCAAAGAAAGACUUCGAAAUGAAUAUCUCCCCAGCGAAACCUCCUCCUACGUUAGAGUCACCGUUAACGAUAAUCUUGCUGGUAAUGCCUUCGCUUGUCGAUGGUCUAUUGAUGGUAGGACUAUUUGCUGGAUCACUCAGUUAGUCGUCCACCACGACUACCGUGAACGAGGGCUUGCUACUAGACUUCUCAACGAGACCAGACUAGAUGGAGACGAUGUCUAUGGUAUCAUGAGUUCCCAUCCAGCUGCUUGUCUAGCCGCGUCAAGAGCGUAUGGACGGCCGAUUGAUACUGCUUCUCUCGAAUUCAUGAAAGAGAACGCGCAAUCGAUCAUGAAAGCGUCGCCAGCAGGCUAUGUUCGGGAUGCCAAGCUACAAGGUUGGCUUUUUGAUUCAGAAGAUACUAGUGGUCUUGUGUCCAGUGUUGAUACUGGAUUUUUUGUUGACCACGAAGAGCCACUUGCAGCUUUAAAAUGGGUGCGGAAGUCGAUGGAAUGGCCUCUGGGUGAACUUCUUGAGGGCCAUGAGUUUAUUCUUAUUCUGCAAGCAAAGCGUCGUUUUCGAUUUAGGUCCGAUUCGUCGCGCCAGAAUGCUAUGUCUUGA
Pseudovirgaria hyperparasitica is the source of this 1197-nucleotide messenger RNA. RefSeq lists its product as uncharacterized. The record is from RefSeq and is a predicted model, not a curated record. The transcript has 3 exons. Lineage: Eukaryota; Fungi; Ascomycota; Dothideomycetes; Acrospermales; Acrospermaceae. Bases 436 to 1197 code for a protein of 253 amino acids.